Linepithema humile (Argentine ant) is the source of this 1567-nucleotide messenger RNA. RefSeq names its product angio-associated migratory cell protein. Gene Ontology annotation, molecular function: protein binding. The record is from RefSeq and is a predicted model, not a curated record. NCBI's taxonomy places the organism in Eukaryota, Metazoa, Arthropoda, Insecta, Hymenoptera, Formicidae.
GGUGUGGAGCCCAGAAUAUUCACGUUGGCGACAUUGUUCCACGCUUUAAUCAACCUAACCUUAUUGAUACUUUGUUUGCAAUCAAAAGAGGAGCACGUGUUCGCAAUAUGAUUCCACCACCUCCACCUGAGAUGAAUCCCAUCUUGGAUGAAGAAAUGAUCUUAGGAGAAGAAGAUGUAGACGAGAUUAUUGAUAUGGGAGAUAUCGAGAAAGUGGAUUCAUCAUCAGAAGAUGAAAGUGGCACAUUUUCUGGUCAUGACAUUUUGGAGAAUGAUUUGCCAAGAGAUGAUGCAAUGCGUGUUUAUUGUCCUUAUAAACCUGAGGAAGAUAUCAAACAUUCAAUAUUUUCAUGUUCGUUGAGUAAGAACGGUGAACUGGCAGUAAUUGGAGAUGAGAAUGACAGGGCUUAUGUUUUUAACAUCAUUACGGGUGAGAUAAUUAUAGAUUGUGGUUUGGAUCACAAGGAUAGCGUUAUAUUCACUGAAUUUAAUUAUAAUGAUAAGUACGUUGCUACUGCUGACAUGAGUGGCGUGAUUCAAUUGUGGCAGAUAAGCAACAAAAGUUGUAUCUGGUCUACCAACUUAUAUGAUGACAUCACGUGGGUUAAGUGGCAUCAUUCUGCUAAUGUCUUGCUAGUAAGCGUAGCAUCAGGAGAGAUUCACAUUUUGAAAAUAGGUAAUAUUGAAGCUCACAAAAUCAUCCCACGAGGAUACGGGAAUGGUGAUGUGCCAUUCGCUGGUGUAAUUCUUGCAGAUGGAAAACGUGCUGCACUAGGAUAUCGUAAUGGCACAAUUUGUGUAAUAGAUUUAAAGGUGAAUAAAGUAUUGUCUACUACACCUGGUGAUCCAACAGGAUUACAUGGGCAUUCGGAUACUAUCAUUGCUCUUGACUGUCACACGGAUGAUAAUUUGUUGAUUUCAAUAUCGCAAGGCGGCAAGACUAUGCUAAGCACAGCGCAUAAUGGAAAGAUUAUUUCUAUACUUCAAGAUUUGAAUUCUAACAAAACGGAGAUUAGUGAAGCGGGUGAUUCAGAUAGCGAACGUAGGUUUAGCCUAGAAGCCGCGGCUUUUUGUAAAGAUCCCACUUUUCCUGUGGCUGCAACUGGAAUAAUCGAUUACGAAGAUUCCGAUAAGGGUAGAAUUUACAUAUGGGAUGUUUCUAGACAAGUUCUUAGGCACGAAAUAAAACAAGAAGCAGGUGUUACAAGAUUGGUUUGGACCAACACAUCGAUAUUUUUUACUGGAGGAUUAGAUGGCAUAUUGAGAUGUUUUGAUGCAAAAGCAGGUUGCCAUCUUAGAUCAUUUUUAGGCCACACGAAUACUAUACUCGAUUUACAUAUUUCUUGCGAAGGAAAAAAAGUAGUGACGAGUUCUGACGAUGGUACUGCCAGAAUCUUCGAUAUUUCGUCCUUAUAUUAAUAUAAUGCUAUUAAUAUAAUAGAUGUAAGAUAUGUGUAUAAAUGCACAUGUAAAUAUCAAUAUGGAAAUUGUUUUAUUAUGUACAUAUAAAAUACGCUUCUUUAUGAAGGGAUCUUUAUGAACACAAUCAUAAAAUUUUUGUGUAACAA